Molecule: messenger RNA, 1656 nt
Organism: Volvox carteri f. nagariensis
Lineage: Eukaryota; Viridiplantae; Chlorophyta; Chlorophyceae; Chlamydomonadales; Volvocaceae
Gene: rsp5
Product: radial spoke protein 5
Exons: 12
Coding region: 1-1656 (551 amino acids)
Source: RefSeq, a predicted model, not a curated record
AUGGCGGAACCGGAAGUGCCCGCGCCUGCACUGUCUCCGGACCCAAUUCUUUUCGAGUUAUAUGGAUCGGAGCGACCACCGGUUGAGCUACUUCCUGGAAUAUCUUUAUCUCCUGUUGUGAAUUCUUGCUGGCUUCCUGCCGAUGCGAAGGUGAUGCUUUCGGAAAGCUGGAUUCCUGUCCCGCAAGAGGAAGUUGAAGGCUCGGGGCCGCCUCCGCCCUCCUUUAACGCUGCGGCACCGGAAUACAACGAAUUGGUUCGCCGGCUUUCCCGCAGCACGCCCUUCCAGCAAUGGAACAAGCUGACCAUCCAGGCUAAGGAGCUGGAGAAGGAGAUCUCGACCCUGAAGGGCGCAGAAGCUGAGGUGGGUCGCAAUCGUAGUGGUGGUGGUGGUGGUGGUAGCGGAAUGGGUGAUGAACUGGUGACGGGUGCGACCGCGGCUAAGAAUGCUGAGUUGGAGGUGCUCCGUGUGGCCAUAGCGGAUGCUGAGGCAGUGGUUUCGGAGCUGAAGGCCUCAUUCACCGAUGACCCCCUGUCGCUAGUGUCGUGGAUGCAGGCCCUGACCGACCUAGCGGACGGCGGUCUGACCACUUUCGAGGUGAGCGGCGCCGGCUGGCCGUACUGCUCUCUAAGGUCGCUGUUCGGCGAGCUGCCCUCGGCUGCGCCGCCCGCGGGCUUCUUUGACGGAGUGGAGCGGGUGCUGGGGACAUUCAAGAGGAGGUACGAGAAGGAGCGCGGUCCCAACCGCAUUCAAUUGUUGCUCAAGCUGGCUCCCAAUGUGUUUGCGGAUGCCUGGGCGGCGGGCGGGGCGGCGGGUGCGGCGGCGGCUGUGGAGGCGUUUGUGGAGCGUGCGCGUUCCAAUGUGUUUGGUGCUGAGGGUGGUACUGAUGCGGAGGGGGCGGUGCUGCCCCUGGACCUGGUGCAGCUGGUGUGGUGGGACUUCAAGAACUCGGACCCCCUCCCCGUGCUCAAGACCCUCCAGAAGCUAGCCACGGACCAACUAGAGGUGAACGAGGAGACCGGCGAGGUGGUGAUUUCGGAGCCCAAGAAGAUUCGUGGCAUCGGCCUCAUUGACUUCCCCGCCGACCAGCUCAAGGCCGUCAUUCAGGCGGGCGUACCCAUCACGUGUGUGCAGGUAUUAGGUUUGGAGCGGUUGGAAGCGGUGGAACACAGUGUGUUGGUUCGCAGCUCCUCUCCCGUACUUGCCCUGUGUGCCCGGUACGGCAUCAAGGUCCUCGCACGUGGAGGCACCCUGGGUGGCCUGCUGUCGGACAAGUACCUUGGGGCUCCCCCACCGGACCCCGUCAAGGGCGACCCCGACCUGGACUCGGUUCCCGCCUGUAUGGACAUGGUCAACAACAUCGGGGGCUGGAGCAAGCUGCAGGAAGCCCUGGCUGUCGUGAAGAACGUGGCUGAGAAGCACGGCGUGAAGCCCGAGACGGUGGCGCUGCGCUGGCAGAUCGACGCGGGUUGCUUCCCGUUGGCGACCACCCGCUGGGGGCCCCGCGCGUGGCGCCAGUUCGGCUACCUGGGCUGGGGCUCGCAGGAGAUGAGCGGUGGGAAGCCGGGAGUGGAUGCGGCGCUAUUCCAGGUGGAGUCUUUCCUGGACGUGGACGACAUGACGCGGCUGGAGGCGCUGGCGACUGUGCAUGCGUAG